This is a messenger RNA of Exaiptasia diaphana, 1994 nucleotides long. Its product is annotated as CWF19-like protein 1. Gene Ontology annotation, cellular component: post-mRNA release spliceosomal complex. The transcript has 17 exons. Gene Ontology annotation, molecular function: RNA lariat debranching enzyme activator activity. The coding region runs from base 8 to 1603 and encodes 531 amino acids. Gene Ontology annotation, biological process: mRNA splicing, via spliceosome. NCBI's taxonomy places the organism in Eukaryota, Metazoa, Cnidaria, Anthozoa, Actiniaria, Aiptasiidae. The record is from RefSeq and is a predicted model, not a curated record.
UCAAAUCAUGGCUGCACUGAAAAUACUUGUUUGUGGUGAGGUGAACGGUAGGAUCAAUCAGAUGUAUAACAGAGUUAAGAAUAUCUUAAAGAAAAAUCCUGACUUUGAGAUGGUGCUGUGUGUUGGCAGUUUUUUUGGUAGUAAUGAAGAAAAUGCCAAGGAAUGGGAGACGUAUGUCAAUGGUGAUGUAACUGCACCCAUUGUAACAUACAUCCUUGGACCUAAUGACCCAGAAGAAAUGAAAUACUUUGACUCAUCUUUCUUAGAAGAUGGAAAAGAACUCUGUGAAAAUAUUACUUAUUUAGGAAGGAAAGGAAUACUGAAGACACCUUCGGGGUUAGAAAUAGCGUAUCUUAGUGGAGCUGACAAAACUCAAGGCCUAAAGGAUGGUAGUGCAUUUUCUGAAGAAGAUGUUGAGAGUCUUAUCAGUAAAACUAAAGAUGACAAGUUUGUUGGUGUUGAUAUCUUACUWACAUCAUGUUGGCCUCAAGAUGUCACACAAUACACCACUAAACCAGCAGAUGUUGAAACUAUUCCUGAAGGCUCUAGACUAAUUUCUAAACUUGCUUACAAACUACGACCAAGAUAUCACUUUUGUAGCAUGGAAAAUAUACAUUAUGAGAGAUCACCUUACAGAAAUCAUCAAGUUUUACGUGAGGCAUCACGACAUGUCUCUCGUUUUAUCUCCCUUUCAUGUGUUGGMAAUAAGCAAAAGAGAAAGUAUAUGUAUGCCUUCAAUAUUCUACCAAUGUGUAAUAUGGACAAAGAUAAGCUCAUAGAGCAGCCRCAAGAUGUCACAGAGCUUCCUUACAACAAAGUGUUGCUGAGUGCAGCAACAGACAGUAAACAGUCUUCAGAUAAAGGUGGCUUUUUCUUUGAUAUGGCUCACYCUGAGGGAAGAGGGCAAAAGCGCAAAGGACAUCAAGAUGGUCCAAAGCAACAYAAACAAGCAAAAGGACCUCCCCCAUUAAAAGGAGACUGCUGGUUUUGUCUUGGUAGUCCUAAAGUAGAGAGGCAUCUUGUUGUUAGUGUUGGGAACUUGACCUAUCUUGCUUUGGCCAAAGGUGGACUUGUAGAUAAUCAUGUUCUUGUUUGUCCCAUUGCACAYUUUGAGUCAACUGUUAAACUCACAGAGGAGACCCUUAUGGAAAUUGAAAAAUAUAAGCAGGCAUUAAAAAGAUUAUUUAAAGACAAUAACCAAUCCUGUGUAAUGUUUGAAAGAAACUUCUACACGCAGCACUUACAAUUACAGGUUGUCCCAGUGCCAGAAACGGAUGAUGAAUCUCUAAAGAAAGUAUUUCGAGAGGAAGCAGAUAUGAGAGGAAUGGAAAUGAGAGAUGUACCUGCUGGGGUAGCUCUGACAGAGGUGGUUCCUGUUGGUGCCCCAUAUUUUGUUGUUGAGUUCAACAAUGGUGAGAGACUGCUUCACAGAGUCAAAGGCAAAAUGGACUUACAGUUUGGAAGGGAGGUGCUGGCCUGUGAUGCUAUUCUCAACAUGCCACACAGAGCAGACUGGAAAGAAUGCAAAGUGUCUCAGGAACAUGAAAAACAAAUGACAAGUGCCUUCAGGAAAAGCUUUCAGCUUUAUGACUUUAAUCUGUAGACUUGAACAUGUCUGACUGGAAGAUUAGCAUAGGAUGAAAUGAAUGGGAAAUCAUUGCAACCAGUGAUGAACGUAUGACAUUCAUGAGAACCAAUCCAUGAAAAUGCUUAUAUUGGUGUGUAAACAAUCCACCAGAGGAUAGUUUCCUGGAGUGCAGGAUUCCAGCAAUGAAUUACAUGUAUCACUGUGCAUAGGACCAAAAAAGUUCACACUUCAAUGAACAUAUAUUUUUYAAAUUUAUUUUGUAUUAUUUUUGUACAGUCUUUAUUGUUACCCAUAGCUACUACAAUCAACAUUAAUUGUACCUUAACCCUGAUGCAUUCACAACAUUAGUAAUAUUAAUGGCUGUAUAAAUUUGUAUACUUAGAAAUACUCAGUGACUGGCACUAUA